AUGGGUGAUCAACGUGGUGCGAAUCAGCCCACGUACAACAUCUUCAAUUUAACUGCCCAAACCGUCACGAUUAAUUUUGCGCCCAACAAUACCAACUCGGCGAAUACUUCUACGUUGGCGGCAGCAUCAACAGCACCGACAUCUCCGCCGUCGACGACAGCUGCCCCGUCGGCCACAAGGACUCCACCACCAGCACCUCCUUCGGACUCCACGUUGGCUCCAACGUCAACUCCGACGUCGACGACAGCUGCCCCGUCGGCCACAAGGACUCCACCACCAGCACCUCCUUCGGACUCCACGUUGGCUCCAACGUCAACUCCGCCGUCGACGACAGCUGCCCCGUCGGCCACAAGGACUCCACCACCAGCACCUCCUUCGGACUCCACGUUGGCUCCAACGUCAACUCCGCCGUCGACGACAGCUGCCUCGUCGGCCACAAGGACUCCACCACCAGCACCUCCUUCGGACUCCACGUUGGCUCCAACGUCAACUCCGCCGUCGACGACAGCUGCCCCGUCGGCCACAAGGACUCCACCACCAGCACCUCCUUCGGACUCCACGUUGGCUCCAAUAGGUAUUUUCGACCACGGGGAUUCCAUUUCUGGAGUCAAAACCUGCUAA
Molecule: messenger RNA, 621 nt
Organism: Caenorhabditis remanei
Lineage: Eukaryota; Metazoa; Nematoda; Chromadorea; Rhabditida; Rhabditidae
Exons: 2
Coding region: 1-621 (206 amino acids)
Source: RefSeq, a predicted model, not a curated record